AAUAGAAGAAGAGAAAUAAAAUUAUACGGCAAUUAGAAAUAAUCACUUUCAGAGAAGCCAGAUUUUCGGUGCGAAUAAUAUAUUGUUUUAGAAUUUUGCAACUUAUUUAUAAGCCAAUACAAAAGUGAAUAAAAUAAAAUAAAAUGUCUUCGUUGACUAGAGCAUCACGAGUAUUACAACAUCAUUUGAAACGCGUACAAAGUGUGCCUGUAGCACUUUAUCAUGAGAACGUGGUUGAGCAUUACGAAAAUCCUCGUAAUGUAGGAUCUUUGGAUAAAAAAGACACUACAGUUGGUACAGGUUUGGUGGGAGCUCCUGCUUGCGGCGAUGUCAUGAAAUUGCAGAUUAAAGUCGAUGAAAAUGGUAAAAUAAUCGAUGCGAAAUUCAAGAUUGGUUGCGGCUCGGCCAUCGCUAGUAGCUCAUUGGCCACCGAAUGGGUUAAAGGGAAAACUGUAGAAGAAGCGGGCAAACUUAAGAAUACCGAUAUAGCCAAAGAGUUACGACUACCGCCUGUAAAAUUACACUGCUCGAUGUUGGCUGAGGAUGCCAUAAAAGCGGCCUUAGCUGAUUACAAAGUAAAACAGCAAAAGAAAGCUGACCAAAAUUAAAGGAAGUUAAAAAGAGAGAAGAAAAAACAAAAUGAAAGAGAU
Molecule: messenger RNA, 650 nt
Organism: Glossina fuscipes
Lineage: Eukaryota; Metazoa; Arthropoda; Insecta; Diptera; Glossinidae
Gene: IscU
Product: iron-sulfur cluster assembly scaffold protein IscU
Biological process (GO): intracellular iron ion homeostasis; iron-sulfur cluster assembly
Cellular component (GO): mitochondrial matrix; cytoplasm
Molecular function (GO): 2 iron, 2 sulfur cluster binding; ferrous iron binding
Source: RefSeq, a predicted model, not a curated record